This is a messenger RNA of Vairimorpha ceranae, 396 nucleotides long. RefSeq lists its product as hypothetical. Bases 1 to 396 code for a protein of 131 amino acids. NCBI's taxonomy places the organism in Eukaryota, Fungi, Microsporidia, Nosematidae. The record is from RefSeq and is a predicted model, not a curated record. The transcript has a single exon.
AUGAAUAAGAAAAAGAAAGCAGUAAAGAAAAUGAUAUUUGAACCCAAAGCACCAACACAAGUACUAGAAGAAGUCAAAGAAGAAGAUAUUCCUGUUAUACAAGAUACACAAAUAUUUAAAGGUAAAUUUUCUCCUUUACAAUUACAAUAUAAAAAACAUAUUUAUAAAUAUAAUCCUACGGAUAACUUAAUACUAAAUAUUCCUUUUAAUUCGGAAAGCAUGUCUUUUAUUGUCUUUGAAGAUGACACUUGUGGUUUAAAAAUAAAUAACCAAAUUAUAGCGCUAGAUGCUGUACACGUAGACAAUGACACUGUAAUGGAACAUUUAGACGAACAGUGUGUUAAUAUUUGUAAUGUUAAUUAUAUUUUAGUGCCUAGAGGGACUAUUAACAUUUAA